CUAGAUAGCCACGUGACCUCGGUCUGCUGCCUGGACAGCAUGAAGCUAAACAUCGCUUUUCCUGCUACCGGCUGUCAGAAACGGCUAGAAAUUGAUGAUGAACAUAAACUACGCCCGUUUUUUGACAAACGAAUUGCAGCUGAAGUAGCCGCUGAUACACUAGGUGACGAGUGGAAUGGGUAUGUUCUCCGUAUUACAGGAGGCAACGACAAGCAAGGCUUUCCCAUGAAGCAGGGCAUCCUCAGCAAUACCCGUGUCCGCUUACUGCUCAAGAAGGACCACUCUUGCUUUCGACCUCGUCGCAAGGGAGAGCGCAAGCGCAAAUCAGUUCGUGGUUGUAUCGUCGACUCGAAUUUGAGCGUUAUCAAUUUAGUAGUGGUGAAGAAAGGAGAGGGAGAGAUACCUGGCCUCACAGAUACAACCAUACCACGACGUCUCGGGCCCAAGCGUGCAGGAAAGAUCCGCAAGCUGUUUAACUUGAGCAAAGAAGACGACGUGCGUCAGUACGUUAUUCGGCGUGAGCUACCAGCUAAAGAAGGGAAGAAACCACGCACUAAGGCUCCAAAAAUUCAACGGCUGGUCACACCGCAGAGACUACAAAGGAAACGACACAAGAAAGCAUUGAAGAAGCAGUGGGCCACUAAAGCACGAGAAGAUGCUGCAGCAUAUGCCAAGCUGCUUGGGCAGAGGGCAAAGGAGGCGAAAGAAAAGCGGGAUGCAGAGCAUAUGAAGAGACGGCGUAUGUCCAGCAUGAGAGAUGCAAAAUAACUGUAUAGCUCGUUCUGUGCUAACUAUGAUUAGUCAAUAAAGAAGGCAAUUGCCUUGAAAUUCA
Molecule: messenger RNA, 832 nt
Organism: Corticium candelabrum
Lineage: Eukaryota; Metazoa; Porifera; Homoscleromorpha; Homosclerophorida; Plakinidae
Product: small ribosomal subunit protein eS6-like
Exons: 3
Coding region: 40-768 (242 amino acids)
Biological process (GO): translation
Cellular component (GO): ribosome
Molecular function (GO): structural constituent of ribosome
Source: RefSeq, a predicted model, not a curated record